CACCUAACCCUUUUGUUUUCCCUCGUACGCGUGCUCGUCCUCCUCGAGACCAGAGGCCUAUAAGACCGGCCGCCGGUCCCCGUCCAUCCUGCUUUUCUUCUCAUCCUCAUCCGCUCUUCUCUACUACUCAACCAAGUCGCUCUUUACUUGCCUUUUAGCAACCAACCCCAACCAACUCUUAAUCAAUCACAAUGAAGUUCGCCGCUGCCCUUUUCACCAUCGUCGUCUUGGCCUUCGCUGCCAUCGUCUCCGCUGCUCUUGAUGAGCGCGCCUACGUGACCGUCACCACCCUCGAGACCAUCACCUCGUGCGGUCCGACCGUCACCAACUGCCCGGCUUCGUCGACUGCCUCGUCCGCGAUCCCCUACUCCAACACCUCCAUCGCCGUCGUCAACUCCUCGACCCCUGCUGUCUCCACCUUCACCGGUGGUGCCAACCAGCAGACUGGUGUUGCCGCUGCCGCCAUGGCCGGUUUCCUCGGUCUUGUCGCCUACCUCAUCUAAGCGC
Messenger RNA from Myxozyma melibiosi, 507 nucleotides. RefSeq lists its product as uncharacterized. The transcript has 2 exons. The coding region runs from base 192 to 503 and encodes 103 amino acids. NCBI's taxonomy places the organism in Eukaryota, Fungi, Ascomycota, Lipomycetes, Lipomycetales, Lipomycetaceae. The record is from RefSeq and is a predicted model, not a curated record.